AUUUUGAUGUGUAAAAAAAAAAUAAACUCAAAAUUCUUCAAAAGAGCUGGCGUAUUGCAUUUCUAAUAUAGCACGUUUCGACAAAAAUUUGUAACUCUCGCUCCAGUGUGCAGACAACAUGUGUUGUUUUCAGAUCAACGAGCUUAUGUAAGCGUGUUACGGCAACAAAAUGUACAAGUCAAUGCGAUUUAUUAAAAAGUUAAAUGAAAACAUAUAUUGCCAGUGCAAACGAUUACAAAAUACAACAGCAAAUGAAACAGAAAGCUACCGCCAAAGAGCCUGGCAAGCGGCCCGCCAGCGUUACAUGAAUUAUGAACAUGUGCACUACAGUUCAUUUCUUGAAAACGACCUGGCGCCGUUGCUUGAAAAUCCGGCCAACAAAAGGGCACCUGUUGUGUUUCCGCCCAUGGAGUCAUUGCGUAAGCUGGAGCAGGAAAUGUUUUCAGUAAAAGCGCCCGUAUAUCCAAACAACUGGAUGGAUGAUUACGAGUUUUAUAAGGGCGCCUGUGAUGAACAAGGCAAUAUUGAUGCCAAUCAUGGCACAGCUGAUGCGACUAUCCCGCCUUCUCUGGUGCCCUGCAAUGGCUGUGGUGCCCAUUUACAUUGUAUGAGCACAUCCUUGCCUGGUUACAUACCCAGUGAGAUCUUUAAGGGACGCAGCAGGACAGAACUGCAAAGUAUCACAUGCCAGCGUUGCCAUUUCCUAAAGCACUACAAUAUAGCGCUGGAUGUAGAGGUGCCACACUCGGCUUAUGUGGAGACUAUAUCACGCAUACAGGAUGAAUAUGCGCUAGCAGUUAUAGUGGUAGACCUGUUGGAUUUUCCCAGCUCCAUUUGGCCCGGCAUGCGGCAAAUUUUGGGUGCCAAACGUCCUGUUAUUAUAGUGGGCAACAAAGUGGAUUUGCUGCCGCGCGACUGUAACAGCUACCUGACGCAUGUGCAGCAUUGCCUCAAGCAGCAGUUCAUACAACACGGCGGAUUUGAUGCAUUAAACAUCAAACAUGUUAGCCUAAUCUCCGCUAAAACAGGCUAUGGCAUAGAGGAGCUCAUCACGCAGCUGCAUAAGAUUUGGCAGUACAAGGGGGAUGUCUAUCUGUUGGGCUGCACUAAUGUAGGCAAAAGUUCCCUUUUUAAUAUCUUGCUCAAUUCGGAUUACUGUCGACCAGAGGCGACCGAACUGGUGCGUAAGGCCACUACUUGUGCCUGGCCAGGCACUACGCUGCAGUUGCUUAAGUUUCCCAUAUUACGCCCAUCGGAUGUGCGUGUGUAUCAGCGCUACAAACGCCUGUUCUCGGAGCGGUCACAGCGCGCUUCCCUAGACCAACUACGUCGUGAUCAGGCCAAGGGGGCAGGUACAAUUACGUCGGCGCAGCUUAUAGGCAAUGUGGGACGCACUUUCGAUCGACGCAUGGAAGUCAACGAUGCUUUUGCCAUCUCCUCAGGCACACAGCCCAUUACAACGUUAAACGAACGCAAGGCGGAGUACAAGGAGGCACGCUGGGUCUACGACACACCGGGAGUAAUGCAGCCGGAUCAACUAACGCCUCUUCUAAACACAGCGGAGCUUUUACGCAUACAGCCUCCAAGAAUGAUUAAGCCACGUGCGUUGCGUCUGGCACCGGAUAUGUCCUUGCUUUUGGGUGGUCUGGCACGUGUGGAUUUGCUGCAGUGCAACACCGAAUGGGUAAAAUUGUUUAUUUUUGCAGCUGAAGCGCUCCCACUGCUUGUCACAGACACUAAGCAGGCGGCAGACAUCUACAAACGAUAUCUGGGCACUGCGCUGCUGGGUGUGCCCAUAGCCGAUUCUGAGACACAGCGCUUGGAGCGCUGGCCGGGAUUACAGUGCAAGCAACAGGAUAUUGUGGUGCAGAGCGGAGCCCAGCCUGAUAAACGUGCUGAAAAACGACUCAACUGUGAUAUAACACUUAGCUCCGUGGGCUGGCUAGGCUUGUUGCUACCAGAGAAUUCAGAAUGCAGCUUGCGUGUGUGGACGCCAGGAGCAAUGGGCAUACAUGUGCGUGAGCCGGCCUUAAUACCGCUGGCGGAUCGUCUAGUGGGUAAGCACAUACGCUAUUCGGUGGCCUACAAUACAGCUAAACCUUUUGUUUUUAGAAAAUAAAUAAAAAUAAUAAUA
Molecule: messenger RNA, 2134 nt
Organism: Drosophila busckii
Lineage: Eukaryota; Metazoa; Arthropoda; Insecta; Diptera; Drosophilidae
Product: nitric oxide-associated protein 1
Exons: 3
Coding region: 170-2119 (649 amino acids)
Molecular function (GO): GTP binding
Source: RefSeq, a predicted model, not a curated record